GAACAGUCUUUAACGUUCCUUUUCAUAUAACCAAAAAAACCCUAACAGCCCAUGACUAUAAAUAACAUAAAUUGCUUCUCAGUCUAUUUUUCCACGCCGCCGCACUGCUCUCUCCGAUUAGAUUAUUCUUCUGCUCAGAUCGAUUUUUCCAAGCUAAGAAAUCAUGCAGAACGAGGAAGGAGUCGUCACCGAGCUUUACAUUCCAAGGAAAUGCUCGGCCACAAACAGAUUGAUCACCUCAAAGGAUCAUGCCUCUGUUCAGCUUAACAUUGGUCAUCUUGACGCCGAUGGUAUCUACACUGGCCAGUUCACCACUCUCGCUCUCUGCGGCUUUGUCCGUGCUCAGGGAGACGCAGACAGUGGCGUUGACAGGCUCUGGCAGAAGAAGAAGUCGAAGCCAAACAACAGUGAGAGAUAGAGAUUAAUCUAUAAGCUGCCCUCUCUUGUUGUUUUUGCCAUGUUUCUUUGAAUAUUUUCUAGCUACGAACUCGCGUCUUUUUUUUUCUUUUUUUGCUGAUCUAUAAAAGAUAUUUUAAGUUUCGGUGCCAA
Messenger RNA from Raphanus sativus (radish), 549 nucleotides. RefSeq names its product 40S ribosomal protein S21-2. The transcript is spliced from 4 exons. Gene Ontology annotation, cellular component: cytosolic small ribosomal subunit; ribosome. Gene Ontology annotation, biological process: translation; endonucleolytic cleavage to generate mature 3'-end of SSU-rRNA from (SSU-rRNA, 5.8S rRNA, LSU-rRNA); endonucleolytic cleavage in ITS1 to separate SSU-rRNA from 5.8S rRNA and LSU-rRNA from tricistronic rRNA transcript (SSU-rRNA, 5.8S rRNA, LSU-rRNA). The coding region runs from base 164 to 418 and encodes 84 amino acids. The record is from RefSeq and is a predicted model, not a curated record. Gene Ontology annotation, molecular function: structural constituent of ribosome. Lineage: Eukaryota; Viridiplantae; Streptophyta; Magnoliopsida; Brassicales; Brassicaceae.